AUGUUCGGCCUCAUCGACCUCUACAUGCAGCCAGGUAUUUUUUUGAAUCCCAAGUUUUUCUACUACGGUCCAGAUGAGAUGUCUCAAGAUGAGGAAGUCAUGAACGGAUUGUAUGGUUCAAUUACAAAAUUAACCAAGUCUGAUGACAUAGAAGAUGAAAUACUCAAGGAGUUGGUUACUUACAAAAAUGCAGAUGGAAUUUUUGCUAAAUCGACUGCGAAAAGGCAAAGAAAUCUGAUCUCGCCGGCUGAAUGGUGGGGAUUGUAUGGGGCAUCAACACCUAACCUACAAAAAUCGGCCAUAAGGAUUCUAAGUCUGACUUGUAGCUCAUCGGGUUGUGAACGCAACUGGAGUGUGUUUGAAAACAAAAGAAACCGACUACAGCAACAACGUUUGAAUAAUUUGAUUUUUAUCAAGUACAAUAGGGCACUUCGUUGUAGGUUUGAUAAGCGCGACACAAUUGACCCUAUCAUCUUAGAUAAUGGGGUUGAUAAUGAGAAUGAGUGGAUGGUAGGAAGAAUGGAGAAUGGAGAAGAUAUUCUUGUUUUUGAUAAUGAUGAUCUUAAUUGGGGUGAUGUAGAAACUGCUAUGGGAGUGAAUGAAGAACCUUAUCAACUAAGGGGAUCUUGA
This is a messenger RNA of Salvia miltiorrhiza (redroot sage), 630 nucleotides long. RefSeq lists its product as uncharacterized. The record is from RefSeq and is a predicted model, not a curated record. The transcript is spliced from 2 exons. NCBI's taxonomy places the organism in Eukaryota, Viridiplantae, Streptophyta, Magnoliopsida, Lamiales, Lamiaceae. The coding region runs from base 1 to 630 and encodes 209 amino acids. Gene Ontology annotation, molecular function: protein dimerization activity.